Messenger RNA from Gamsiella multidivaricata, 965 nucleotides. RefSeq lists its product as uncharacterized. Lineage: Eukaryota; Fungi; Mortierellomycota; Mortierellomycetes; Mortierellales; Mortierellaceae. The record is from RefSeq and is a predicted model, not a curated record. The transcript has 3 exons. The coding region runs from base 176 to 895 and encodes 239 amino acids.
ACGAGAGACGGAGAAGCGAGAACGUAUUUACAGAUGGUUGGACCAGAUCGCGGAGGCAUUGACGUUCAACCCAGACCCCGAAACCCCAGGCUGGAUCAUCCCUGUCUAUGCAGAUGAGUUAGAUCACCCCGAAAGCCCAUUCUAUCUGGACAGGGUCACAUAUGAACUGGAUCUGAUGGCGCCCGUAGGGAAGCCAUUCCGCAAGGUGAUCGAUAUUAACUGCAGCUCUGGCGAGUGGGCUAUGGACAUGGCGCUGAAGUACCCAAGGACGAUUGUAUACGCCCUUGACCCACUUCUCGACAUCGCCCACCUCCCUCUCCGCAUCCCCGAGAACUGCAAGUUUCGGAUGCGCGACGUCCGUGACCAGGAAGGCGAAUUCGACCUCGUUCACCAACGUCUCGGAGCCUUCAGGACCCAGAUCCAAGAAUGGACACCUCAUUUUGCAGAACUCCGAAGGCUCACCCGUCCAGGUGGAUGGAUUCAGCUCGCAGAGUCCAAUGGCUUGGUCCUCCGUGCGGGCGUCGAGUCACUAAAGGUCAACCGGUGGGUCGAACAGGCAGCCCUGAGCUCUGGAUUGAACCCGAUACAGAUGGUCGAGGCCCUGAUGCCGACGAUCUUGGGCGCCGGAUUGAUCAAUGUCGAGUGCUUUGAUUAUGGUAUCCCUAUCGGAGAUUGGGCAGGACCGAGAGGCCAGGUCGCGAUGAGAUCUUAUCUAGAGAUGGUUGAGUCGCUUAGAGAGGAAAUCAUCGAGAUGAACCGUCUGGAGGAGGGCAUCUUUGAGGAGACGAUCGAGCUGAUGAAGAUGGAGUGCGUCGCAGAGAAGGCCGAGCUGGUUAUGAAGGUCCUCUAUGCUCAGAAGCCGCCUAUCACGGAUGAUCUUUGGAGAACUCGGUAGAGGCGAUUGUUUGCUCUCUAUGCGAUCAAUACCUCUGUCGUCCGAACUUAACACCCCCAAAAGCCGGCGG